Boleophthalmus pectinirostris (great blue-spotted mudskipper) is the source of this 1242-nucleotide messenger RNA. Its product is annotated as beta-galactoside-binding lectin-like. NCBI's taxonomy places the organism in Eukaryota, Metazoa, Chordata, Actinopteri, Gobiiformes, Gobiidae. The record is from RefSeq and is a predicted model, not a curated record. The coding region runs from base 158 to 658 and encodes 166 amino acids. Gene Ontology annotation, molecular function: laminin binding; carbohydrate binding; galactoside binding. The transcript has 5 exons.
GUGCAAUAUUGUUGUAAUCCUGUGGCCAGGUUGAUGUAAUGCCAGGUUAUAAGUGUGAAAUGGACUUAUGUAAGAGAAAUACAGUACGUUCAGGGCUGUGUUCUGAUUGGCCGUAGAGUCCACUCGUCACAUCUAAGUCCCGCCCUCUGCCUCAUAAAUGUCCAGCCCCAGCUCAUACCAGGACCUCCAGUCUCCAGAACUCUCCACUCCUCCUUCCUCUGGUCCUGUAGCUGAAAAAUCUGCAAAAAUGGAUCAAUGUGCAAUGAUUGUGAAGAACAUGUCCUUUAAGGUGGGACAGACCCUGACUCUGGUGGGAACGAUCAAACCUGACGCCACAAGGUUUUCGGUGAACAUUGGUCCGAAUGAGAACAAUAACGCCAUACACGUAAACCCUCGCUUCCAUUAUGGCUGUGAUCAGAACACUGUGGUGUGUAACUCGUACAAGGAUGGUGUGUGGGGCGAGGAGCAGAAGGAGACCAGCUUCCCCUUCAAGGCGGGAGAAGAGUUCAGGAUGAUCAUCAGGUUCAACCCGACUGAGUUCCUGGUGGUUCUCCCUGACUGCUCCUCCUUCAAGUUCCCAAACCGCCUGGGUCAAGAAACAUACUCCUUGAUUGGCAUAGAUGGAGACGCACACAUCACCAGCUUCGAGAUCAAAUAAAAGUUCACAUUUUUUAUAAACAUGUCUUGCUUUAAAAUGCAGUAGGAAAGUGAAAGUCUUAUGCAAAGUUUUAUAAUAAGUAACUCCGUGGACAUGCUGUCACCCGGGUUUGAUUGAGUUAAUGAAUUAAAGGUCCUAUAUUUCACAAAAUUGACUAUUGUGAGCUUUUAGUCAUGUUAGAAGGUUGUCUAGUGAAGGUGUAUAGAGUUUAAAAACACAGUGGAGCACUUCCUGUAUUACUACAAAUCCAUGUGAGAGAAGAACUCCGCAACCCUAACCCAGGAUUUGUGCGUUAAAAUAUGUGAUUGAAACAAAAUACAACUCUAGGUGUGUUUUUGAUGAGGAAGCAACAUUAUAACAAAGAAAAUCAGAAAAAUAGGUGAAAUAUUUAAACAGAAAAUUUUGAAGCUUGCGUAGAGAAUUUGCUAUUUAAUGCCAAUUUCAAAGGUCCAUUCUUUGUGUCGAUCUGUUACUGUUCAUUGGAGCUUCUGUUUAAGACUUGUAUGUUUUGUCUCCAACAUUCCGCAACGGUGUGAGUUCAUUUGAAUUGACCUGUAACAGUAUAAAAACGUGCUCAAACUGAA